Messenger RNA from Brassica napus (rape), 1362 nucleotides. RefSeq lists its product as uncharacterized. The transcript is spliced from 5 exons. The record is from RefSeq and is a predicted model, not a curated record. Bases 1 to 1362 code for a protein of 453 amino acids. Gene Ontology annotation, biological process: proteolysis. Gene Ontology annotation, molecular function: cysteine-type peptidase activity. Lineage: Eukaryota; Viridiplantae; Streptophyta; Magnoliopsida; Brassicales; Brassicaceae.
AUGAAAAAAAUUGAGAGGAAGCUCGCUACUGUUGUUGUUGACAAUCUGAUGCAGAGCGCAAUAAUCAAGGCGGUAACUGACUCUAUUGGCAUUCCAAAACCCAGCGGUGUCUCUUUUGGGGAGCCUAGUGGUGUUGAUAUAAGGAAGGAACUCCCCCCUAUUGGAAUAAAUAACCCGGUUCAACCCAACCCCAACAACAACACUCCUUCUGAACUUGCUGACUCUCGUAUCAACGAAGUGCUGGUGGAGUUGAACGGAUUGUCUGAUGCGCAUCAAGCUACGGUGCAGGAGAAAGAAUUGCUUGUACCCGUUAACACGAGCGUUGACAAGGUGCUCAAUGACACUAUAUCCGUUGAUUCGACACCGUCUGACCCCACAUCAGAGGAACUGGAGAUGGAUGAGAUGCAAAUACCUUAUUAUCUUCUCGAUAUGCCGUCUUUCUCACUCGGACUCUCGCAGGAGGAUGCACCCGUAGCUGCCACAGAGAAAAUUACCCCGCUAAGCUAUGUCUCACCUGCUAAGGAACCGAUUGAAGAGGCACCCGAGCUACGCAAGAGUAAAAGUUCGCGGAUAAUGCCCGAUGGUCUUCAAGACUACAAGUGUGAUCUGAAAGUAACAGAAAACCUCCCCUUGAUCCCGGAUCUUGAGGUUCGCUUCAAGCUCAUGGAAGAAACUGUUCUUAAUGGACCGGUCGUAAUUUUACGUAACGGGUAUGGUGUGACUCCUGGAGAGAUCUGUGAUAUUGCCCACCGCUCCUCAAGCUUGCCUUCUUGGGUCAUGGACACCCUGAUUGAACUUGUUUCUCGGGGACAAGCUAAUGCUCCCAAUGUUGGUAUCUACGACACCAGGCUUCCAGCAGCUCUAAUGAACCACCACUCCCGCUUCCUCAAUACGGCGUUGAAAGACCGUGUCAAACUUAAGUUCACUGACGUCCCGCUAGAGAAAGCCAAGAAGAAGUUGCCUGAGAGGAUAUAUUUUCAAUUCAACAUGGACAAGCAACACUGGGUUGGUGUUUGCAUCGACACCAAAGCAUACAGUCUCCAAGUACUGGAUUGCAACACCUCUUUUCAUACAGACAGCUUGUUGAAGAAGGAGCUUAAUCCCAUUGCUAAUCUAAUCCCGUAUGUCCUUAAAUCCCUUGGUUACUUAGAAAAUAAUGCGGGCGUCAAGGCUUUUACGGUAUCCAGAUGCAAGGGAAUCCCGCAAAUCUCUAGUCAGACUGAUGCAGCGGUCAUGACUGUUUUGUUGAUUCAAGCUCACAUCUGUGAGGGUAUCUGUGGCUGUAAGGCAAUCACUCCUCAUUUUCUUCCUGAUGCCGCCAAGCAACUGGCUGUGAAACUACACGAGAAUAUCACCAUGUAA